This is a messenger RNA of Scophthalmus maximus (turbot), 1063 nucleotides long. RefSeq names its product trypsin-2. The record is from RefSeq and is a predicted model, not a curated record. Bases 93 to 836 code for a protein of 247 amino acids. Gene Ontology annotation, molecular function: serine-type endopeptidase activity. The transcript is spliced from 5 exons. Gene Ontology annotation, biological process: proteolysis. Lineage: Eukaryota; Metazoa; Chordata; Actinopteri; Pleuronectiformes; Scophthalmidae.
GGAAAGACACAGAGGGGUUAAAGUAUAAAUGCAGUGAGUGACAGAUCAUUCACGUCCAGUCUGGUCGUAGGAAGGUUUGAGGCAGCCACAAGAUGAUUGGCCUGAUUGUUUUCACACUACUGGGCGCUGCAGCUGCAGCCCCUACAGAUGACAGGAUUGUAGGCGGCUACAAGUGCGAGGCCCAUUCCCAACCCUGGCAGGUGUCUCUCAAUAUUGGCUACCAUUUCUGUGGCGGCUCCCUCAUCAACGACCGAUGGAUCAUCUCUGCUGCUCACUGCUGGCAAAACCCCUUUUCCCAGAUCGCGGUCUUGGGUGACAACCACAUCUGGAUGCACGAGGGCACGGAGCAGCUCAUGCCUGUGGAUGCCAUCUACUGGCAUCAGAGUUACGACUACAGGACCCUGGACUAUGACAUCAUGCUGAUGAAGUUGGCCCACCCAGCCACCGUGAACCAAUACGUCAAACCUGUCGCCCUGCCCAAAGCCUGCCCCGCACCCGGGGACAUGUGCACAGUGUCCGGAUGGGGGAACAUCUACACUGAUCAAGUGUUCAACCCAUUUUACCUCCAGUGUGUGAACGUCCCCAUUCUGUCUCACAAGGACUGUGACAGCUCCUACCCCGGCAAGAUCACUGACCGCAUGGUGUGCGCCGGUUACCUGGAGGGAGGCAAGGAUGCUUGUCAGGGUGACUCUGGUGGUCCUCUGGUGUGUAAUGGGGAGCUGCAGGGUAUCGUCUCUUGGGGCCAGGGCUGCGCUCAGCCCAACUACCCGGGCGUUUACACCAAAGUCUGCUCUCUGAUGCCCUGGAUCAACGACAUUCUCUCCAGCUACAGCUAGGCUGUCAUCUGUUAUCAUCACAGAUCUACAGGAGGGAGGCAAAACCAGAGAGAGGGAGAGAGAGAGAGGUGAAAUUGAAGGAGACGGAGACAGGAGGUGGUGGUGGGUGGUGUCAGGGAGAAAAGCAGCGAGAGAUCAGCUGAGAGGGCGCCACGAGAAGAAAAAGUGUGAGAGAGGGAUGUGUUUAGUCAGGACACGAUCAAUAAAAUCUUUCCUUUUGUGAAGCA